Molecule: messenger RNA, 7309 nt
Organism: Dicentrarchus labrax (European seabass)
Lineage: Eukaryota; Metazoa; Chordata; Actinopteri; Moronidae
Product: LHFPL tetraspan subfamily member 4 protein-like
Exons: 4
Coding region: 1003-1719 (238 amino acids)
Biological process (GO): gamma-aminobutyric acid receptor clustering; sensory perception of sound
Cellular component (GO): inhibitory synapse; plasma membrane; postsynaptic membrane
Molecular function (GO): GABA receptor binding
Source: RefSeq, a predicted model, not a curated record
ACAUCAGCAUCUUCCGGGGGGCGCGCAGAGAAACGGGAGGAGGAGGACGGAGAAAGAGAGAGAGUAAGAGAGAGAAAGAGAGAGAGGGGGAGAGAGAGAGAGGGAGAGGAGACAUACUGGAUAAAGGCUACGACAAAAACCAUGAUGAUAAUGGAGUCGAGGCGGUGGAGGAUGUCGGAUUUACGAGAAAGGACUGUUGAAAUUUGACAGAGGGUCCGUGUUGAAACCUGUUCUCGAUUUUUUUUUUUUUUUAAUUCACCCCCCCCCGUUUGAUUUCCACAUGCUGCGUGGACAGUGAAGGCGAGCAGAGGAAGGGGAGCACCCCACGGAUGCCUCGGAAGGUAAAAACGGGGUCCACCGCUGGCGCUACAGGCAACGAGACGCAUCUCAUCUCACGGAUGGUAAUAAAGGACAUCCCGAAGAUAGCAGUGGACUAAUGGAUGAGGAUGAAAAACAGCUUUAACCCCCCCUCCACCCGACCACUGUGAAAUAAAGAGAAUCCUGUUUUGAUGGGUUUUUUUAAUCAUUCAUGGUGUAGCCCCAAGGAAACGAGCCUUAGACAGCAAUGUUGAAUCACUGGUCUUGGUAAAUUAUUCAUUAGUGGUAUAGGUAGGCUAUGAUUUUGUAUUGCUUCAAUGUAGCAUUUUCCCUCUUUCAUUUUUACAAUGCUUAGUCCUGUCACAUCAUAUGCAUAUUUGCAGGUUACAUUUGUACCGUGUAGGCCCAUUGAAUAGCCUUUAACAGCCACACAAGAAACAGCCAAAGCGGGAGAAAUAUUAGCGCAGGAAAGCUUUGACAGAGAGAAGGGACAAAAAAUAACACAAGAUCUGGGCAGUGAGGGGUGUGGAGCUGUCUGGGAAUUUUUUUAAAGAUUUACAUUUUUUCUUGCAAGAGUCUAAAGAGGAGGAGGACGGGGGGUGGAAAGAGAGAUAUAAGGAGAACAAACACAAAAAAAAAAAAACAAACAAACAAACAAACAAAAAAAAAAAAAAACGACCAAACAUGUUGCCUUCUCAAGAAGCCUCCAAGAUCUACCAUGACAAUUAUAUGCGCAACUCCCGGGCCAUCGGGGUGCUGUGGGCCAUCUUCACCAUCUGCUUCGCCAUCGUCAACGUGGUGGUGUUCAUCCAGCCCUACUGGAUCGGCGACAGCGUCAACACGCCGCAGGCCGGCUACUUCGGCCUCUUCCACUACUGCGUGGGCACCGGGCCGUCGCCCAGCCGGGAGCUCACCUGCGUGGGCAGCUUCUCCGACUUCAGCUCCAUCCCGUCCGGAGCCUUCAAGGCGGCCUCGGUGUUCGUGCUGCUGUCCAUGGUGCUGAUCCUCAGCUGCAUCGCCUGUAUGGCGCUCUUCUUCUUCUGCAACACCUCCACCGUUUACAAGACCUGCGCCUGGAUGCAGCUGCUGUGCGGAGUGUGCCUGGUGCUGGGUUGCAUGAUCUUCCCCGACGGAUGGGACGCGGAGGUGAUCCGGGACAUGUGCGGGGAGCAGGCGGGGAAAUACUCCCUGGGCGAUUGCUCUGUACGCUGGGCCUAUAUGCUGGCCAUCAUGGGCAUCCUGGACGCCCUCAUCCUGUCCUUCCUGGCCUUUGUCCUGGGUAACCGGCAGACAGACUUCUAUCUUGAUGAUUUGCAGACAGACAAUAAGGAUUUUGCUGUGUCAAGGAUUGAGGUGCGGGACAGAAGAGAGCCGAGGUACGGAGUGCAGCGUCUUCACUGAGGGCAACAAUGGCACUGGACAACUUCUCUUCUUUUCUCUCACCCCUCUAUUUCUCUCCCUCUCCUCUAUUCUCCCCCUAUAAUCUCUUCUUUUCCUCUCUCCAACGAUCAGGAUAUCACCCAAUCUCAAUGCAGACACCAAGUGUACAGGAUUCUGUAAGAUAAAAAAAACAACAAAACACACUGGGAUAAACUAUAUUUUGAAAAAAAAAAAAAAAUACAAGGUUGUACAGUGCAUUUAACACUCAGCUUUCUCAAUGAAUACCUUUAUGAUGAAAAAAAAGAUUUACUGUAUUUAGAGUCUUGAUUUGUGUGAGAAAUUCAACCCUUGAGAUGAAGAACCAUAAUGUCCAUUUAUGAUUUUACGAUGAUUUAUUUAAAAUCUUGCUAUUUAAUGACUUUGAGUUUGCGUGUUGUGUACAUUCAUAGCUUCAGAAGGCAGAUUAUUGAUACUCCUCGUACACUGAUAGAGUUAAGACUCGUAAUACAGCAGCAAGUACAUCAUUACACCCUUCAAAACUCUUCAACAGGGACUCAUAUGGCUCUUCAUCUAAGGACUUUCACAUGUGAGGAAUUUAAAGGAGUACCCCAUUGCAGCUUUACAGAACCUAACAUCUCUGGGAGAUUCUCUACUGUACAUACUUAACAAUGUAAAUAACAUUACUGCUGACAAAAACAGCCGACAACAAAACCUCAUCUGACUCUAAUGCAUUCGAGUAUAGUAUUUCUACCCUUGGUUUCAGUGUUGCUGUUGCCGGAAGAGCAUCAGAGUAUGUGCAAAUCCAUCGCGUUCAUAUGCCUCCUCACUGCUGAUUUGGUGGGAUUAGAUGGACAGGAAUAACAUGGAUAUCUUAGCUGGAUAUUCCACGGGAAAGCAGAGGGCCAUGAAUCAAAUUUAUUGUGUAUGAUCACCAUUUUUUGACACAGAAAAAAGACGCUUCCCCUGCAUCAACAUGGCCUGAAAACAAGCCCCUUAUUGUAGUAUUUCACCCUUCAGUAUACUGUCAAAAUUUUAAUUGCUGAACUGAAUUGCAGCUGUCCAAGUCAGACUUAGAAGUCAUGUUUUUUUUAUCCAAGUUCCCUCCUUUGUGAUACCCUUUCUCCAGUGUGCAGUUUACUCCAGCUUAUGGUUCCAGCAUACAGUGAUCAGUUUACUCUACAGAUGUCUUAAGACUGAUGUGAAUAUGGCUGUAUGAGUCGGCCUUCUCUCAGAGGGAAGCCCCAAGUGCUGCAUUGUCUUAAAGUGAUGUCACUUAUAUGCCUCUUUGAAUAAGCAACACUGUUUGUAGUAGUAAUAGUAAUUAUAAGUGGGACAAAAUCACAGCAAAUAAUCCCAAAAAGCAACAAAAGCCCCAAAAAAUACUAAAUCACAAUAAAAUGAUGCCUCUGUAACAUAAGUAUUAGUCAGCAGAAUAUAAUGUGACUUGGUGUUCUACCAUUUAAUCCUUGAUACCAUGUUAGACAUCAAUUCUAAUGUUAUUGUGGGCAGGGCCGUAGACAGGAGUCUACUGAGGUCAGUCUUCCCAAAAGGCACCCCCCCGUAGGAAAGUAGCGUAAAAGUAGCCAAACUGAAAUAUAUUGGGCCUCAUGCAAGAACACGUUUAAAUUAAUACUUUUUUCUGUGAGGUUUGUCAUGUGAGUGAUCCGUUGGAUUCAGCUACUUGUUGGAAAAAACCCUGAUGGGUGUCACCUGUUCAUAGGGAGGUGUGUUUGUGAUCAAUAGCAUAGUUCGAGCCCCCAAAAUGCUACAUAAGGCUGUCUGCGCUAUACUGUGAAAGAGAUAGGAGGAAUGGUUUGAUAUGAACUUAGAUGCUAAAAGACUGCAUUUGUUGAAGUGCUCAUGUUUUUGGUGAACUGAAUGUAUCUGUUUGCAAUUAAUGAAUACGCUAUGUUAACUCCAGUAAGAGUUACUAUGCUCCCACGCAGCGGCAUACUGGCACGGCAGCUUGGUUAGUGCAACUGGAAAUACAGGCACAGCUACCAGUGCUGCUGAAGCCAGUUCAUAUGAAUGUUUAAAGAAGUUUUGUGAAGAAAUCAAUACAGAUUUCAAACAAAAGAAUCUCACAUUUUUGUGCCUGCCGGGUAGGAAAAAACAAGUCUGAACAUCAGCCAUUUUGGCACCAAAUUUGAAUCCGAGUUGAAGCAUCCAAUUAGUCUUGGGGGAAACAAAGUUGUCCAUUCUUCUGUAUCUAUCCAUUUUAUUUGAUUUAGACAACAUAUUGGAACCUCGCAUUCAUUCAAAUGAAUGUAUCAGAAUUCCAAAGUUAAGUUUUUUGUUAUUUUUAGUAUCUGUUCAUGACUCAUUCGUACUAAAUAGAAUGGAUUCUGUAGUAAUGAUUCUUGCAUGAGGCCCAUUGAGUCUGAUAAUACUGGACCUAUACAAUGGUCACUAUGUCUUACAGUAAUUUGCUUAAUUGCAGAGUGUAAGGUUGCUUAAAAAACUAUUUCCCUAAAGGAAUGCAGAUGUAUGACCUCAAUGUCCUCGGUGGUAGCUACUAUCCUGAUUGUAGGCUCAAAUGUAAAAAAUUAUUAUUUAUGUAGCAUUGUUAUUGUGACAUGCCACCAGUACCGCCCAGAUUAUUGUUGCUCCAACAACAAUGUACCUUGAUGUAGCACUCGAGACAAUACCACUAAGUCAUUGGUUGUUACCAAAACACCUAUGAUACUAGUUAUUGCUGACACAUUUACAACAGUGAUCACUGCUACACCAGCAACAGGAUGUUAUAAAUAGGACAACGUAGAGGUGAUUGGCUUAACACACCUGGUAGACUGCUUUGACAAUUUGUUUUUGUAAUUAUAUGAACAUGUGCAACUUUGAACAAAAAAUUGGUACCUGCUGCAUAAAUAUGAAAUUACUUGUAAGGGCAUUCAUUACUGGGGUUGAUGGCGCUGUCAGUAUGAGGUCGGUGACUCACCAUUGUACCCAUGAGCACAGCUAUGGCCUCUUUAGGCUAUAGCCACAUGAUAGUUUGCAUUAAUUACACUUGAUUGUCAUGAUAUCAGUGCCAUUGCUCUAAGUAUGAUUCUAACAUGUGACAAGCUGCGGUUGCACCACCAUGGGGCUCUUAUCCCUCUCAGAGCAGCACUUUCAGGCGGUAACAGAACUUCCUAAGGCACCAAACUUGGGUUGAGUCAUCACGGAAAUAAAAUUUGUUGUGUGGAGAAAACAAAAAAAGCACACAGUAAAUGGUUUCAUAUGAGCAAUUGGCAUGUGUUUGCCCAUUUGGGGGGAAGGCACGAUCAUACUGUAAACCCUAAGAAGUAAUUGAAUCCAUUUCAUGGAGCAAUUCAACCACAACAAGGUGAUGUGUGUCCUGUGAGUUUACAGGCAACAUCACAAUGAAAAUACAGUGAGGGACUGAUUAUACUGCAUUAUAUUUAACUGUAAUCCAUGUUAUACUGUGUUAGGGAUGCACUAUUAACACAUUCAAGUAUUCAUCUUAAAAUAUCAGAUGACACCAUUACUUUUACAAAGCAAAAACAGCUGGUAUAACAUCAGAAUUGUAUGUAAUAUGAGCUCAGCAGUAGGGUUCACAUACCUUUGGUGGGUUAUUGGUGCAUCCCUACAGUAUACACAUAUAAUGAGCAGAUAGCUAGAUGUGCAGUGUGUUUUUCAGAAUGGUAGCUAGCUAACUCUCAGGAAGCUGUGUACACAGUACUGUAUUAAAGGCUCAUUAUGGAAAUGAUCAGCAAACAUAAAAAAAAAAAAAAACAAGCCGGACAUGCACGCAGGAUUUUUAGUCGAUGCUCUCGUGAUGUGGUCACCGCCUAAAUGACACAUUACUCCACAGUAUCCCUUGUCGGUAAAGUUUCAGUUUGACACAUUUGGGUAGAAUAGUGCUACUCUCUUUUUCCAAGCUGGGCCUUUAAGACAAUAUGAAAACAGCCCUAAUGCUGAAUCUAAUGAUGCUGAUCCAUGCAGGCUCUGCACAGACCUUGGCCUACAUCAACCAUCUUUUACAGUAGAAGCGCUGGGCCCUUAUUCAAGAAAAGUUUCUUUCACUUUAACCUUGAAGUAACUGUGCAAGCAUUUAAAAAAUAGAAACAAUUGGGCCGGUAUCUACAGACCUCAUCCAUUUGGUAUUGCAAGAAAUAUGUUUUUGCUUUUGAUAUGUACAUGACCAUUUGAGAACAUCUGUGCAUUUGCUGAGACAUGAGCAUGGUGAUUUUUUUAAUAUCUAAAGGUAUAAAUGGCGGUAAUGUCUCUCAUAUAGUAUAUAUUGUGAUUUAGACAUCUCCUAUAGCGUGCAUCUCUCAUUUGGGAAUACUUUCACGGGCCCAGGACAUAUUUUACGACAAAUCUACAAAAAGAAAAAACGACAAAGAAAAAAAAGAGACCUAAGUGGUGGUCACAUCAGGCUUCUGAGCAUCAUUAGCUGUGUGAUCAUUGGUCUGGCCUCCUCUCCAGGUACUCUGUUCCUGAGGACUUGACGAUGAACUGAAAAAUACCUUAACAAGGAACUGACAAUACCUUAACCCUGAUGAGCACAUAUUUGUACCACUCCAGGUGCCUCUAAGAACUCUUGAUUUAAUUCAGACGUGGUGCAGAACCAGCAAAACAAGUAGUGACACUGUAGUUUUUUUCUACUAAAGACUACAUACUCUGACUGAGCUCUGAAGCUAUGGAUGGGUUUUACUGCAGAUUUGAGGUCAAUUCAGUUUCAAGUCGAGCAAUUGAAACUAAAAUAAUGAACAAUAUUUUUUUUCCCCAAUUAUUUAAAUUGAUUCGGGGAAACAUUUUGAUAUGUAGACGUAAAAAACAGUUGAUUUCCCUUUAUUUUCAGUUCGUGAUUGGACUCCAAAGCUGAAUUCACCUCAAUCGUAAAAAAAAAGAAUGAAAAGCUAAUAAAAAAGGACACAGAGACGAUGAGAAGUCAUUUCCAAUCUCUAGCAGCAAACAAAAUGUUUGUUGACUAUGUAAAUGUCAUUGAUAUGUCAAUGAGUUCAUCAUAGUUUUUAUCAUGCAAUAUCAUGUAUAAAGACAUAAUGUUGGGGGUGGGACGGGCCGGGGGCAAAUGAAUAAUGUCCAGUGACUUAUGUUAUGUUAAUAGUUGACUUUCUGUUAACUCCUGCAAUGCAGAUGUUGCCAAAAUACCAUCGACUAUCAUGUGUUGACAUGAAAAAAAAAAAAGAAAUAAUCAGUUUUUGUUUUAUAUAACAAAAGAAUGAUAUACUGAUAUUUGUCAAGUACUUCUGAUGAGAUCUUUGUUUUAUGUGUUAACUACAGAAUCUUUCCUUUCUGUUAUGGUUUACUUUCUAUGUAUUUUGGUAUGAUGUAUGAUGAUUGUUGUUCCGUCACAUCAUCUCAGAUUCAACCUUGACUCACAAAUGGAUGACUGCUUUGUUGAAAUCUCAACACCCAAAAAUGUAUAAAAGUCUAUUUAUAAAGUUGCUUGAUCGUGGACAAGUGGGCCGAGUCUGAAAGAGGCUUGUUGCUUUUCAUGAAUUAUGCUGACAUGCUGAUUUUGAUUUGAAAAUUAUGUCUAAUAAUUCCUAUUUGUGAAUAGUAUUACAACUCACCAUGAUGACAAUUUCUGUUAUUGAAACACAUUUUGAGAAGGUCGAAUAAAGAUAUUUUACAUUCAAAAACA